CUUAUUGUAUGCAUAGGCAGAGAGAAUCCCCUUCCAGCACCUCCCAUCUCCCUCCUCCUGAUUCUCUCCCAGCCAGAGCUCCAGAUUCAUGAGUUCAAUAGAGACAGAUAGAUCUUAUGUGCUGUUCCCUGCAUAGAUUCAGUUGUGCUCAUGCAUUUAAAUGAAAUGCAAAACACUUUCAUUGUGUGCAUUUUUGAAUUGUAAUUCAUUCUGUCAGAUUUCUUAAAGGACUAUAUUCAAGGCACUUUCCUAGUGGAUGUUAUAGAAGAUAUAGUAGGUAGAUUUGUUGCACAGGGAAAAUCCCUGCUAAAUGAUUUUUCCAGCAGGAUUAAGUGAGUUGGCAACACAGCUCUUGACAGCUUGUCUGGCAGUGUCAGACUGAUCCUCCUGCUCCUUUAGUGAGUUACUGGACUUUACAUUUUGGGUCACUGGUUUUUUCAGUCAUCCAGAACGCUAAACAUCUGAACCUAGGGAGGUGACAAAGGAACAGCGAGCUACAGUUUCAUCUCAGGAAGGACACCAUAAAUCAUGGGCUGUUGCAAGCACAGCCAGGAAUGCAGCGAACAGACCAGCUUUCCAGACUGACCUGGAGAUGAUGUUGAUUCUCUAUGUGAUAUGACACUGCUUACCAUUUUAAAAGAAGAGAUAAUGGUACCAAGAUUCUGGGAAGCAUCCACUUUCAAUGAUGAGAUGACAGAUCUAUACACAGCUUAAGAGGAUUGUGUUUCCAAAGAUCUGUGCAGGAAAAUAAACAAUCUUGCCUAUCUACUCGUGUCAUUUUGAUAAGGAUCUCAUCUUGUGAUUUUUAAGGAUGACCUCAGAAAGUUUCCAUUUAAUCUAAGCUUUAUAAAAAGGAAGCUGGAAAAGCAACAGAAAAAGAGAAGUUUUUUUUUUUUUUCUUUUUAGAUUUAUCACACCCACUGGAAGACCCACGUGUAUUAGCAGAAUUGGGACCUUCUUUCUUAACGCUGGAAUCGAUCCUGCUGGUCAACACUGAAUGAAGGAGCCUACACCUGGUGAUAACAUAGGAAAUGCCAAGCUCCACUGUAAUGGCAAUUGGAGCUCUCUCCAGCUCUCUUAUUGUAACUUGUUGCCUAAUGGUUGCCCUGUGCAACCCAACUAUAUAUGUACAAAACAUUACACAAACGGAUCAGCAGCAAAUGAAAAACAGCCAAGACAAGAAGGAGCAUGUGGUACAUGGCAGUCAAAACCAAACACAUCAAGGUAAAUUAAAUGAAAAUAAAAUAGAGAAAGAAGAAACAAUGAAAGAGUGGAAAACUAAAAUGAACAAAACUUUACUAAGCAAGGAUGUUUUAAACAGACAAAAACAGACUCUGAAUACUCAGACAUUGAGUAGUAAAUUAGUUAAUACAAUACAAGUACAAUCAGAUGCUGUACAAGAUCAACCUAUGGAGGACUUAUCGAUUUUGGAUCCUGUCAGUACACCUGAAGCUCCAGAGGAAUAUGUCUAUCCAGACUAUCGGGGUAAAGGCUGUGUGGAUGAGAGUGGAUUUGUGUAUGCUAUUGGGGAAAAGUUUACACCUGGACCUUCAGCUUGUCCGUGUCGCUGCACAGAGGAGGGGCCACUUUGCAUUCAACCAGAAUGCCCUAGGCUGCACCCACGCUGUAUUCAAAUUGACAGCAGCCAGUGCUGCCCACAGUGCAAAGAAAAGAAAAAUUACUGUGAAUUUCGAGGAAAAACAUAUCAGUCCUUGGAAGAAUUUAUGGUUUCUCCAUGUGAGAAAUGUCGCUGCGAUUCCAAUGGUGAAGUUAUGUGCACUGUGUCAGCAUGCCCUCAGACUGAGUGUGUGGAUCCUGUGUAUGAGCCAGAUCAAUGUUGUCCAAUCUGCAAACAUGGACCAAACUGCUUUGCAGAGACUAUUGUAAUCCCAGCGGGAAGAGAAAUAAAGACUGAUGAUUGCACUAUAUGCCAUUGUACCUAUGAAGAAGGCACCUGGAGAAUUGAACGACAAGCACUGUGCACUAGACAUGAAUGCAAACAGAUAUAAUAAACUUUAAAAAAGAAAAACUCAGAGGCAUCAAUGGACUUAUAGCAACGGACAAUCUCAAAGGAACACAUGGGAAAUUUACAUGGAUGAAACUGUUCCUACUGUAUUUCUUUUUCAUAAAAUGUAAAAUAUAAUAAUUUUGACAAAAAUAAGAUCUAGAUUUCUGUCUGAAUAAAUGUGUAUUUUUCACGGUAAUUACUUAACUAAACAAUAUUCUAUAUAUCUACACAUCCUUGCAGACCAUAAAAAUAAAUGUUUUAUACAGAUAA
Molecule: messenger RNA, 2278 nt
Organism: Rana temporaria (common frog)
Lineage: Eukaryota; Metazoa; Chordata; Amphibia; Anura; Ranidae
Gene: VWC2
Product: von Willebrand factor C domain containing 2
Exons: 4
Coding region: 1032-2009 (325 amino acids)
Biological process (GO): negative regulation of BMP signaling pathway
Cellular component (GO): AMPA glutamate receptor complex
Molecular function (GO): protein binding
Source: RefSeq, a predicted model, not a curated record